AUGGUGCUAACGUUUCAAACAACUUCCGAGAAGACAUUAUUAACUACAGAGUGGAAGACGUCUAGAAGGAAUUAUGACGACAUACUUGAAUAUAUUGGUGAAUUUGGGCCAUAUCAGAAACGAUGUUAUUAUCUACUGUGCCUUGUUGUGAUUUUACCAGCUUCCCAUGCGUUCGCCCAUGUGUUUUUAGCUGCAGAGACUGACUAUUGGUGCUAUGUGCCAGAGUUGGAUAAGUAUAAAGAUGAAUGCUGUCUAAACAACUCAAUGAUGUUCUGCCAAGAUUUGGUAAAGAACCUCAGUAUCCCAUUGGAAGAGAAUUCCAAUACAUGUGGUAGGCAUUUUGUAUACAGUCAUUGUGAACGUUAUGUAAACAAAACUAACACGAAUACAACUAUGAAAUGCAAUCAUGGUUGGGAAUAUGACCGAUCACAGUACAAGUCAACGAUAUUUCAGGAGUUUAACUUAGUAUGUGGUCGCUAUUACAUGGGUGCACUAUCCUCAUCUGCAUAUUCCUGUGGCAUGUUAAUUGGCUCGAUUGGAUUCGGGAGUCUUUCUGAUAAAAUUGGUCGCUUACCAACAUUGAUGAUAUCUGCAACAUUCAUGGCAGUCAGUGGUACAGCCUGCGCCUUCUCACCAAAUAUACACACCUACUCGUUUUUAAGGAUGUUCAUAGGCGCUUCCCAAAUGGGAAUUUUCAUUACGACCUUCGUAUUAGCAACCGAACUUGUUGGACCUUCAACGCGAGUGUUUGUCAGCACUGGAAUACAAUUUUACUUCGCUUUUGGGUAUAUGCUUUUAACUAUUCUGGCAUAUUUUAUCAAAUACUGGUGGAUACUGCAAUUGUGUAUAUCGUUACCGGCAGCGAUUUUCUUGUUGUACUGGUGGAUCAUUCCAGAAUCACCUAGAUGGCUGAUUUCAGUCGGGAAAUAUGAAAAGGCAGUGGAAAUUAUUGGAAAAUUUGUCAAGGUGGAUGAAGUUACUAUUCCUGAGAUGGCUGAACAUACGAGAUAUUUAAAGCAUAAAGAUGUUGGACGAUUCCUUGACCUUUUUCGACUACCGAACAUGAGAAAGAAAUGUCUCACGCUUUGCUACCUAUGGUUCACGUCAUUCUUAUUGUAUUAUGGCCUUUCGCUUAACACGUCCAGCCUGGGAGGGAAUGACUACGUGAAUGCGUUCAUGUCGGCAGCAGUGGAGAUACCAUCUACUGUAUUAUCACUAUUUCUUCCUGAAACACGCUUAGGACGUAGAUGGUCCCUAUCUUCAACAUUAUUAUUGGCGGGAGUAGCUCUCAUACUUACGUUGUUUACACCUGCUUGCAAAUUUCAAUGGAUUGGCACCAGCCUGACAAUAGUCGGAAAAUUUGCUGCUUCAACCGCCUGCAACAUUGUUUACAUAUUCUCUGCUGAAAUCUUCCCUACUCCAGUAAGAACAAUAGGAAUUGGCAUUUCUUCCAUGUCUGCCCGGAUUGCCUGUAUUCUAGUGCCACAAAUGAUAUUGAUCAAAAUAGUAUGGGAACCUUUACCAAUCAUCUUAUUUAGUGCAUCAUCUAUUUCGGCUGGAUUCCUUUCGUUAUUGUUACCAGAAACGCGUCACCACAAACUACCACAAACAUUGGAGGAAGGCGAAAUAUUUGGGAAGUGA
Saccoglossus kowalevskii is the source of this 1641-nucleotide messenger RNA. Its product is annotated as organic cation transporter protein-like. Gene Ontology annotation, cellular component: membrane. The record is from RefSeq and is a predicted model, not a curated record. Gene Ontology annotation, biological process: transmembrane transport. NCBI's taxonomy places the organism in Eukaryota, Metazoa, Hemichordata, Enteropneusta, Harrimaniidae. Gene Ontology annotation, molecular function: transmembrane transporter activity.